Molecule: messenger RNA, 3783 nt
Organism: Uloborus diversus
Lineage: Eukaryota; Metazoa; Arthropoda; Arachnida; Araneae; Uloboridae
Product: protein timeless-like
Exons: 25
Coding region: 121-3534 (1137 amino acids)
Biological process (GO): DNA repair; replication fork arrest; DNA replication checkpoint signaling
Cellular component (GO): replication fork protection complex
Molecular function (GO): DNA binding
Source: RefSeq, a predicted model, not a curated record
UUGCAAGUGGGUAAACAUAUUCUUAAGUUUUCUGUGCGCAAUCUACGUGAUUUUAUACGGGUAAUUGCUUAUUGUCAAAAAAGAAUGCUUCAUGCAGAUCUCAAAUAAAAAGAAGUAAAAAUGAGUUUCAGCGUUUUAUCAUUCUGCCAAAUUCGAGACCUAGUCUCGAAUUUAGGCUGGAGAGAUCAGAACAAUGUAUAUGUGAGAAAUUUUAAUUGCUUAAAGGUUCUUGAAAAGUUGGAAACAGCAUUGCAAAAUGAAGAUGUCGUUAAUAGGAAUGUUCGACUUGCCUUGCAUAUUUGUGAUACCGUGACAAAUGAUUUGGUUCCGAUUAUCAUUUAUGAAAAAGAUCCCAAAAUUCGUGCAAUAGGUAUUAGAAUUUUGGUGUCCUUAUCAAUGCCAGUGGAAUGCUUAUUGCCAAUAGAAGACAUCCGAAAUGACACCAAGUCUCAAAAUGUUCGAAAAAAGCUCAUCCUUUGCACUUUUACCAUUAAAAAAGCUUUUUUAGAUGCAUGUGCUACAUUAUCCCUGGUGUCUAUGAUGAGAGAAGCAAUGAUUAGAGCUGAAAAACAUUCAAAUGCUCUGGAGAAAGAAGAGUGUAUCCAUUUAAAGAACUGUCUUGUUCUUCUACGAAAUCUGUUGCACAUUCCCGAGGAUGCAAAAUCAUCAAAAGAAUCAAGACUCUGCUUAACUCAUUGGCUGGCUGUACAGAAGAAACUGAUUUGGAACAUAUUUGUUCAAGGCAUUGAUGGUGCCCUUUUGAUGAUGUUGAAUAGCAAAUACAGAACUCAUUGGACUGAGCCUUUAGCCUUUAUCAUUGCUCAGAUAUACCGAAAUCAGAAUGUCUCUAAGAUUCAUCAAGCAUUAGGCAUGAUUUCUUCGCCAUCUGAUAGUUCUGAAGAUGAUGAAGGAAGUGAUGGUUCAAAAAAUUCAUCAGCAUCAAUGAGCAGUGAACCAAGUAAAGUGAUCAACACCAGCGAUUCUGGAUAUCCAGUAUCUGACAGUUCUUUAAAUAAAUCCGAAGAUAAUUCUGUAAAUAAUAAUGAAAUGGAUUCUUCGGAGAAACUUACAGCUUGCUGUAAUGACAGUACUAUUUGUUAUAAUGGCAUACAAACUAAACUACAAAAAGUGCAGUUGAGUGAAGAGGAUGAAGCAUCAACUAAUCAAGUUUCUCCUCCCCCUGCACCUCCUAAAAAUGUAUUUUUUGGUAAAACAAAGCACCGUAUUUCGUCAAAAAGCAAUUAUGAUCAAAAUGAAAAUUACCCAGAAAGCUCAAGCAGCUCUGAAUCACCUCUUCAUAAAAAAAUUAAAGGUAAUUGUUUUUCAAAAGAUUCUGCGAAGGUAGAGCUUACAGAUGACGAUACUGUCCUAAGUAUGAGUCUGGGUGGCAGUUCAGCUGAUUUUCGGGAUAAAUCAUCAGAAGAAAAUUUUCCUGAUAGAAAAGCAAAUAAAAACUCUAAACUUCAUAAAAUGAGAAGUGCUCAAAACCAACCUAAAAUUCUCGAGAGUGAUUCAAGUAAUGAAGAUCUUAUAAAAAAUACAAAGCACCGGAACCAUCCUCCUGUCUUCUGGAGAGGUAAAAGUCCUAGGCGUAGUAAUGGUUGUAUUCCUUCUAUUUGUUUGGAUUCUGCAAAUCUGGUAUCCUCAAAAAGAAGAUUUAGGUAUCCACUAUUGGAGAAAAGAAAUAGUAUGCUUACUUUACUUGAUGAAACAGCACUUGCCCCAUCUGAUGAUGAUUUAAGGAAUGUUUUGAAGGAAUUUACAAUGAGUUUCAUGCACAGUGGUUUUUCUCAACUAAUUAUGGACAUAAAGAAAUUGAUUAUUGAAGAAAGUUUCGAGACUAUUGAUAAGUCGCUCUUUUUCUGGAUAUUCAAUUAUUUCGUGCACCUUGCUGCAGCUGUUCACCUAAACUAUGAUCAUUUAAGUGAUAUUCUUUCUAUUGAUAUCAUCAGUUUUCUGGUACAUGAAUGUGUCGCAACUUCUGAAAAUAUGGAGCUGCACUCGAAAACAAAUGUAAAAUUAGCAAAGUAUAUAGCUGUUCAUUUGAGCUUAAUUGUGGCAGCUUUAAAAGAGGUGCUUCAUGUAAUUGACAUAUACUCAAAAAAGAUCACUUCACAGAGGGAAAAAAUUUUCUUCAAUUAUUUGUGUGGGAUGCUUGCUGGACUUAAAGAUCUAAGACUUAUCCCUCUUCUUUUGCUCCAAAAUUGCCCAAUAACUAACAUGAAGAGGUAUUUAGAAGAUGUUGUGAGUAUCAAUCAUCAAAUCAUCACUUUAUCAGAGAGAAAUAACGAACUUUGCUGGGGGCCUAGAAGAGUUGAUACGUUGGAACACUUGAAACUAUUUUCUACUCCUACAAUUAUGAAAUGCUAUGGGAAGCUUUUGCAGAAUUUCAGAACCAACAGUUCAAUGGUGAAUGAAUGCAUAUUUACCAUGUUUCACCACAUAGCAGGGGAUGUUAAUUCUUCUCAUUUACUACUUGAUCCUUCAAUAUUAAAGUCAUUUUCCGAUCUUCUCCAGAAUGAUGUAGAGUUGGACCACUAUCAGGAAGACUUGAUUAUAUACAUAUUGAACAAAUUUGCUUUGCAAAAGAAGAGACUAAUGGUUGGGGAAACUAUUGAUGAACCUGGAAAUACUGAAGAACGCGAACCAAGUGAAUCAUCAAGCAGUUCUAGUUGUGAUGACAGUGACGACUUAUUAAACGAAGAUGAUGAUGAACUGCUUUGGUGGUUCCUGCAAUUUGAGCAAGAUAAAGAUCCUGUUUCUAGGAUUUCGGAGCAUACUUCAAUCUCAAAGCAAGAUAUUCUUUCAAAACUGCAAUUUAAAGGGAUUAUAACGUCUGAAAAGCGCAAGAAGUUUGAAGAAACAAUGGAUACAAAGAACUUCUUCGUGAAAAAUCAUCAAUCACUGAGAGAAAAUACUUUUCACCCUUUCUACCAGAAGGUGUGCAAUGAACUGAAUCAGGAGAAAGAACUAACUCAAGUUCCUGAUUUUGAUGAAAACAUACCAACUCUUCUGCGAACAUUGGUGCAGGCUGGAUCACGUAAGCACUUGAUAUGGCUUCAAGAUAUACUAUUAGAAACAUGCUACGCUAAACUAGGAUUUGAUUACCUAGUUCCUGACUGUAUAGUUUGCUGUUCAACCAAACUGAGGGUAGCAGUUCCUCUCGUACCAUACACCGAAGACCAAAAAUUAAUUCUUCAGGAUGAAACAUUCCUCCAGUUGCUGCAAAAGCUGGGAUUCCACCUGAGUUCUGGUGUAUAUCAAAUGUAUCCUCGCAUCCCUAUCCAUUGGAGUUCUCGUAUGCUGUUUACGAUUGCGGCACGCUUGGGCCCCAUUAAAAAAGAUAAACUAAAAUUUGACUUUGACGAUUUGAUGCAAGCGAACGACACUCCUGAACCAAUAAAAUUUCAGAGUAAUCCUUGCCCUACUCUUCCUCCAUUAUCUUCAUAUUGUACUCGAAGCUCUUGGCUGACUGCAGUGCAGCAGAGUAAAGAAAACUACAGAGCCUACAAGUUAAAUAUUGAAUCUAUAUAGUUAUAUUCUUCUUGGAUGUUGUCCUUAUUGCAAUAAAAACAUCAUAUUGCAACUGAACAUUUUGAUCAUGUGACCUAAAACUAAUACCUGGCAUUCCAUAUUUUAUUAUUCUCACUUAUAUGUUAACAUCUUUACCUUGUGUAUUUAAUGAUCUGUAAUGCAUAACAUUGAAUCUUUGUUUUGGUUUAAAUAUUAUAAAACUGUACUCUAUGUUGAAAAAUAAAAGCAAACAAUGUAUGCAAGAGAAAA